Paramecium sonneborni is the source of this 4083-nucleotide messenger RNA. Lineage: Eukaryota; Ciliophora; Oligohymenophorea; Peniculida; Parameciidae. The record is from the annotation of a GenBank genome assembly.
AUGAAAACAAUAACUUUAUUAUUAGUUUGGCUUUAUUUUUGUAUAGAUUUAGUUGAAUCAAUAUAACAUUAAGGAGAUGUAAAUCCUCUUAACUUUGUAAAUGAAUAAUUCAAACCUAGCACUUAAGAUGAGACAAAUCAAUCAAUAAAAGGAGCAAAUUAAUAUAUUACCAAAUAUACAUUGAAUGCAUUCACUUUAACUGAGUUGAUAAUUGAUCUCAGGCAUUUAAACAAAUAUACCGACGAAGAAGGAAUCUAUUAAUUUAAUUAUGCUUAAGAUGAUUGGAACAUCAAUUUAAAUUUAAAUGAUAAUAUAAUUGAAUUGCCUCAUAUAUUUGAAUAGAGUGAUGUUGAAAAAGUAAGUGAUUUUAAAUUUAUAAUAUUUGCAUUUAAGACGCUGACAUUUUAGAUUUUAUUUUAGUUAAAUUCCUAAGAAUUUUAUGUUUAAAAAUACUAAUUUAUGAAUACAACAAAAGUUUAGAAUAUUGAACCAAAAACAGCAAUUACGAAUAAAAAUAAUAUUUUUGUUUUCAUAUUAUCGAAGAAUGAUGAGAUAGCACUGCCUGCAAACAUUUUGCCUUUAAAUCAAUUUGAUUAUCAAGAUCACUUAAUAUCUUAUUCAUCUAAUAAUUUUUUUUAAUAGAAUUCAUACACAACAUACUCUCCAUAAUCAAAAUAUUGGGGAGAUAGAAAUCAAAUAGUUAUUCCGUAUCUUCCCUAUUUUUCAAAUUGUCAAGGAUUUGGAUAAUAUAUAUAUUUAUACUAAUUGAUUCAACACAAAAAUUGUACAUUAUAUAGUGAGAGAGAAACUGAAGCAAUAAAUCCAUUUAAAUUUAGUAUGAGACCUAUAAGUGAUGAAUGCAAUAAUUUACAAUUGUAUUGUAUUAUGGAUGAAAAAUAUAACAUAAAUCCUCGCUUACCGAGAUGGUUUGAAUUGAAUGAAUAAGAAACACUAUUCUAUAUUUAGGCAGACCCUUUGGAUCCAAAUGACUUCGAUUCAGAUUAUGAAGUACCAUUUAGUUAAGUAGUAGAGAUCCAAACAACAAAUUCAAUACCUAGUGGAAUGAUGCCAUUGGAAGUUAAUCUAGAUAUUCACUAUUAUUAAGUUACUUAAACAUAAAAGAGGAUAAUCACAGGAUCAGUGACUUUUACAAAUUUUUAUAAAUUGAGCGAAGAUUAGAAAGCAGGAAAAGCCGAAAUAAGAUAUAAUUUGAUAUUCAACUUUAUAUCUAUGACACAAGGAUAACUUGUUAAUAAUUUCGCCCUUGAAUGGCCAGUCUAUUUCAUUUUGUACAUGAUUAUUGGAGCUAUUUUAACAAUGGAAAUGGCUAUUUAUCUAUUUUAUCAUUACAUAACCAAUAGGAAUAGACCAAGACCAAAGAUUAAUUUGUUGAUUUAUGUUAGAAUAUUUUGGAUCAGUAGUUUAUAUGGUAUAUUUUUGGCAUUUAUUCCUGCUUUAACAGUCCAUAUCUUAAUAUCUAUAAUAAUGGCAGGAAAGAUAUGGAAUACAGAUUUAAGUUUGAGUUGUAAGUUGACUCCUUAUUCUGAGUCGGAUGAUGGAUGUAUGGUAGUAUUUUUUGAUUUGUUUAAGAACUAAUAAAAAUAUACAAGCGAUGAAUUUGUAUUAUUAAGAAAUUCUCGUUGUGGAAUUGCAAUGAUUACAGUAGGAUUAUAUAUUAUUUAUUUCAUUAGUGGAAUUUAUGUUCCAAAAAUCAAUCCUGAAGAAGAUUAUAAUGGAAAUGUUAAGAAUGUGAGACUAUGGAAACGUAGUCGUAUUUUUUAUUGCCUUGCUUUUAUCACAACAAUUAUAUUAAUUAUGACUCAAUUCUCUUACUCUACUCUUUUUGAAAACAAUGCAUAUAUGUUUCAAAUAUUUCUUAAAAUCUUCCAAAUGAUUUUAGAAUACAUUUUGGAAGUUUAUUUCGAUAAUAAUUUGAUUUCUAGUCCAAUUGUAAUAAUAUUUAGUACUUAUAUCAAUGUAGCUACAAUGGGUAAUCCAACAUUUUAUGAAUUCUUGUUGUCCACUAUUGUUGAUAAGGGUAUUGAGAUGGUAGAAAGAGCUUAUGUGAUUAAGAUUUAAGAUUAUGUAACUGAAGAAUUGGAAUAACAAUUUGAUAAGGUGUAUAAAAUGCUGAAAAGAUUAUUAGAUGAAGAAGAAGAAGAUUAUGAAUUGGAAGAUGAAAAAUUAGUAGAAAUUUAGAAUGUACUAAAAUCUAACGAGGAUGAUUCUGAUUCAGAUAUUGUGUUUUCAGAUGAUGGAAAGGAGAAUCUAGCUUCAGAUGAUGAAUCCUUAAUAAGUAAUAAGAUUUCAUCAAAUAAUCAUGAGAAUUCAUUUACCAAAGAUGAUUAAGAUGAAUUUGAAUAUAAAUUCAGAACUUAUUUACUUGAACAGCAUCACAAAGCAUUCUAAAAAUAUAAUGAAGAUUAAGGUACCCACUUAGAAUUACCAGCAGAUAAUGAAGAUCAAACUGAUUUGAUUGAUUAUUUCUCUAAUUUUGCUGAUGAUAUCAUCACUUUGGUAUUCAAUCCAUUUAUUACUACUAUUAUGUGGUUUUUUUAUGAUGAAUCCAAUUUGUUGGCUGAUUAUCAGAUCAAUAAAAGUGAAUUUAUCUAUUACUUUUUAUGGACCAUCAUUUUGAUUCCUUUUUAAAUAAUAAUUGACACUUUUGGAUACAAUUUAGUUGAACAAUAUCAUCAACUGGAUUUUUUAACUUAUAUUAAAAGUACAAGAGAAAGAUUUAGAAAUAGAAAUCUCUUUUGGAAAGCAAGUGAAUUUCAAAAUGAUUUAAAUUGUGAAAACUGUUUCCGUACACUUGAUUGUAAUAAUUAUUUAACUCUAUAAUUUUAGAAUGGUGUUAUUCAUCUUAAUUUUACUUUAUUACCACUUUAUAAGUUUGUGCCAUAUAGAUGGUUAUUUUUGGUUCACACAUUAUCUAUGUCAAUUAAUAUAACAUAUUUAACGAUGAAGGUAUCUUAUUUUUAAUUCAUUAAGCUCUUAUUUUUAUUAUAUUCUUCUGGGUUGUUGUUGCUUUCUUUCUCCAUCAUCUUUUUAUUGAAAUUGGAAAAAAAUUAAAAAUCUGGGAUAUCUCUAAUAGAGUCUCACCUCAAGAUGAAUAAGUUAUGUCUUCUAUUGACGAUAUUGAUAAAGUAUCAAGUACUCAAAUUCCUUCAGGACCAAAACUAUUUAUUCCCAAUUGGAAAUUAGCUAUAGAAUUUAGAGAAUAGACUGAAAGACUUUCAGAAAUCAAUAACAAUUUCCAAGAUCUUACUAAUGAACAUUUCAAAAAUCUAUUUGUUACUUCUAAUAAAUAGUGGUUAGCAGAUAAUAUCUAAUUAAUGUAUAUAUUAGUAUUAAUAAAUAGUUUAACUCCAAAAACUUUAAAAUCAAAAAGAAAAAUAAUUUUGGAUAAAUUUAAUUCAAUCUAUGGUCUAUUAGAAAAAAAGAAUGAAGAAGAUCCUGUUGCUGGAUUUGAUAAUGCUUGGAAUUUCAGAUAAUUUGCUAAAAAUUCUUCAAGAAUAGAACUGGCUAGAGCUUCUCCAUAAAAAUUCAAUAAACGUGUGGAUAACAUGAGCGAAGCCACAAAAGCAAUACUUAAAUAUUGGUUAUAUAGAUCAAGAAAUAUGAAAAUAGCAAUUAAAUACAUAGGAGGAUUACUUGAAAAGAUUACAAAACCCUUCUGUGAAUAUUGUGGAUUAAAUUGGGGAUUAGGAGUUGAUACAGAAACUAGAAUUGAAGAUAUAUAUUUAAGAUUCUUAAAAUAAAAAGGAUUGAAGGCUAUAUCGUUAAAUAUGGGAACAGAAAUAGAUGAUUGGUAGAAUUUCUUUCCAAAAUAAUGUAAAUUCAGAACAACUUGUUUUAUAUGUAAUGGUAAUAAGAUAUUGUAUUAUUUAAGUUUUUAUGGUUGAAGAAUUGCAAAAAGACAAAGUGAAAUUACAAGGAGAAUAGAAAUUAGUUAUUUAAAAAAAGAAAAACAAAUAUACUCUGAAGAAAGUUGCUAAUCUUAUCUUGAUCAUGAUUAAAUUUAUAGAUAUGGCUUAGAAAUAAGGUUUUUAGAAUUAAUGAUGUUUAUUAAAGAAUUUAUCA